AUGAAUAAAGCAUGGGAACAUUUGAAACUGAGCGUACGCAAUAAACAAGCAGCAUUAGAAGAAGCAUUGAGUGAGACCUUUAAUUUUCAUGGUCAACUGGAUCAACUUAUACGUCGCACUCGACAGUUAAAAAGUCGAAUGCCCCCACCAGGUGCACGCAUUAUGGGUGGUUUACCAGAUAGUGCACGUGAACAGUUACGUCGCUUCAUGGAAGUUUAUGAUGAACUUGUAAAAAUUGGAUCAGAGCUUGAUGAACUGCGUCGAAAUUCAGCUGCAUUGUUAGUUAAUCAGUCAGCAGCAGAGUCAUGUAAUCAAUUAACUACUAAUCUUGAACGUUUCUGUGACCAUUAUGCUCAGUUGUUAAAACAUGCUCAAGAUAUUCGUGACCGUAUGGAAUUAGGUUUAAAACAAGUCGAAGAAUUACAUGAUCAUUUAUCACAAAUGAUGCAAUGGCUUACACAAAUGGAACGUACUAUACUACAACAGAAACCAGUCAGUCGUAUUGUAGCUCGCCUUUUUCAAUUAAUACGUGAUCACACUGAAUUACGUAAAGAAAUUACUGGACAUCGUGAUGCUUUAAUUAAUUUAGAUCGUUUAGCAAGUCAAAUACAAUGUCAAUCACAAAAACAAGAUGUAAUAUUGGUAAAAAAUCUUUUAUCUAGUAUUCAUACUAGAUGGGAGCAAUUAGUUUCACGUAGUGCAGAACGUACACGUCAACUUAACACUGGUCUGAAGGAGGCCAGUAACUUUCUGGAUAACUGGACAUCGUUAACAGAUUGGUUAAAGGAAAACUUAGCUUCAUUGGAAGAAGAUGGUGAUCGUGUCGCUACAAGACCUGAGAAAGUCGCUUAUCAAUUAGCAUUACAUCGUGAAUUACAGCGAGCAUUAAGCACACGUACUGUGGCUUAUGAUGGAGUGCGUCGUUACGCUAGACAACUACGUGAUAGAGCACCAGUAUGUGAUCAUGAUGAAUUAGAUGAUAUGGUCAGUGAAUUAAAGCAUUUAUGGCAAGCAGUGUGUACGAAAGCCUUAGCGAGACAACGCACUUUAGAACAAGCUCUCUUGGCAGCUGGUCUUUAUAAAGAAGCAUUGGAAGCUUUACUUGAUUGGUUGAGUAAGAUUGAACCACAACUAGCUGAACAACAAACUGGAAACUAUGGUGAUGUGGAUAUUGUUGAGCAAUUGUUAGAAUCUCAUAAUCGUUUCAAAGCUGAGCUGGAACAACGUGCCACAUCUGUGAAAUUAAUACAUCAAGCUGCCAGUGAUUUAAUGAAUAAAGCUUCAUCUACUACUGACUCUGGAGCUGGUUCAUCAGCUAGCAAUCAAGCUGAUGUGUUUGCUAUGCAAGCUCAAUUAAAUCAUUUAUCCAAGAUAUGGGAUCGUGUACAGAAUUUAACUCAACGUCGAAGUGAACGACUGGAUCAUGCAUUAAAAAUGGCGCAGCAAUUUCAGGAUACAUGUCGAAGUUUAAUGGAUUAUUUUGCUGGUGCAGAACGUGUUAUUCAUCGUUUGGCUGCUUUACCCACCUUUGAUGAUGAUGGCGAACUGGAAAUUGAAAUUGCUGGCACUAACAAUCCACCAACUAAUUUAACAGAUGCAAUUACAGCUCAUCGACAAACACAUUCUAAUUUAAUGAAUCAAGCUGAUCGAGUUGAAGCUGCUUUACAAUUAGGAAAUAAACUUUUAUCUCAAGCUCAUCCAGCAGCUGUGAAACGUUUACGUCAAUGGGUUAAUACUAUUCGUACACGAUGGGAGGAGUUAACUUCAUGGUCGGAACAACGUGGAGAUCGUUUGCAAGAAGCUUUAGAAGAACAGAAUAAGCGUAAACUUCAACGUGAAGAACUCAUGCAAUGGAUACAUGUAAAAACGAGUGAAUUGAAAAGUAUUCCAACAUCAAUACCGAUAUCAUCAUUGUCAUCUUCAUCGACUAAUUUACAAUCAGCUAAAAGUAAACUAGACUCAAAUGAUUCAAAAUCAAUAGACUCCAAAGACUUAUUUUCCAUAACUCAAGAACGUAUUGCUAUAUCAACUAUAACUUCUUUAGCUCGCCAACCUAACGUUGUUGUCAAUAGUAAUAGUAGUAUAAAUAGUAAAGAUUUAAAACAACCUGAAGUUCUUACUGAUUUUACAACAGUUUUAAAUGAAAUAACCGAUUCAAAAAUCAUUGAACAAUUACUCAAUCUACAUAGUCAUUUAGAAGAAGAAGUGAAACAAAAACAACCUAUUUAUGAAAAUAUUAUAAAACAUGCUAAACGACGUACACCAGUUAAAUCAUCUCAUAAUAUUAAUAAUAAUAAUCGCCGAAGUCGUUUACCAAUACGACCCAGUGGUAAUCUAUUCAACCGUUCUAUUAAUACAGCAAAUCAACAACAUAAUCCAUCUAUAUCAAUUUUCACUUCACCGAAUAUUAAUCAAUUAUAUUUAAAUUGGAGAGAAUUAUGGAUUGCAAUGUUAACACGUAAAUCCCAAUUAAAUGAACGUUUAGCUUAUUUAAAUGAAGUGGAAAAAAUGAAAGAUUUUCAUUUUGAAUCAUGGCGUCAACGUUAUGUUUCAUGGUUAAGUACAAAUAAAGCACGUGUUAUUGAUUUAUUUCAUCGUAAAGAUCGUGAUCGAGAUGGUCGACUUACAAGAGCUGAAUUUAUUGAUGGUAUAAUAGAAAUGAACAAUGCAAGUCGAAAAAAAUUCCAAACAAGCCGUGUUGAAAUGGAAACAGUUGCAGAUAUAUUCGAUGCUAAUGGAGAUGGAUAUAUUGAUUAUCGUGAAUGUUUAAAUGCACUAAGAGCUAAUUAUGCUAAUUUAGAUAGAACAUCAUCAUCGAAUACUAAUGGUGGUAGUUCAUUAAGUUUAAAUCGUUUCGGUCCAUCGGAUGAAGAAACCAUUAAUGAUGAACUAAAACGUCAAGUUGGAUUGUGUACAUGUCAUAACACAUAUAAAAUUAAGAAAAUGGCAACAAAUAAAUAUCGGUUCGGUGACUCACAAAAAUUAUGUCUAGUUCGCAUCCUUCGUAGUGCUGUAAUGGUUCUUAAAAAUGAUCCAUGUCGAGCUUCUCAAUGGAAACCGAUUGGUGAUUUUAAUGAAGAUUUACACAGUUCAUCUGAUUGUGCGAUCGCACCAAUCACACCUAUAUUGACAACGCUUCAGCGUAAAUCCUCUUCCUUCGCCCAUCGUCUACGAUCAUCACCAACAUCACAAUAUAGUACAACGUCAGCCAGUUCAUAUGCAUCAUUGCCUACAUCAAAUCAUGACUUGAAUGUAGUUAAAAAUAACGAUGAAAAUGAUAAUACUAUCACUGAUAACACUAAUGCUAAUAGUAAUAAUAUUAAGUAUCGUCAUGAUCGACAAGCGAUAAUACCAUCUCGUCAUUCUGCUGCUUCAUUAUCUCAACCUCAUAGAAACAGUAUGCAUGGUGAAACAAUUUAUGAAAAAAGUGUAGAUGAUAAUUUACAUCAAAGGCGUGCUUCAGCAAUUUGUAUACCUUCCAUAAGUAACACAACACCUACAUUUUCCAAAGAAUUCAAUAGCAAACAAUCUGGUGUCAUUCAAUCUGAACAUUUACCUCUAAUAAGUAAAACAAUGUCUAAAUCUCAACUUGCUACAUCCUCACCUAGAAAUGAUUCAUUACCAACUGAUCCUAAUUUAAUUCGAUCCAAUACAAAAACAAAUAAAGAUUCUGUAACUAUGCCCGGUUCAACUUGUAAUAAUUCACGUAUAGAUAUGUUAUCAAAAUCUAAAAUUCCUUUAUUACAAACUAAUUUAAACACUGACAAUUCAAACUAUCAACAAUUGACAGAAUUAACUGACGUUACCGCUGAUGCUGACACCACAAAUGAUAAUAAUAAUAAUAAUAAUAAUAAUAAUAAUAAUAAUAAUAAUAGAUCUAUGUGA
Messenger RNA from Schistosoma mattheei, 3885 nucleotides. Lineage: Eukaryota; Metazoa; Platyhelminthes; Trematoda; Strigeidida; Schistosomatidae. The record is from the annotation of a GenBank genome assembly.